CUUACGUCAAUCGUCGCUAGCUAGUAGCAGGUUAUAAAAAAUAUGUGGAAUUAUGUUUUUAUAAAACUGUUAAACAUUUAUUAAUGAUUUUUAAGAUAAUUAAGCAUGCGAGACAUUGUCAACUAAAGUUAGUAUGUGAUAAUAUGUAAAAUCAGUCGUUUAGUGACUCGUGCCACUCGUGUAAAGCGAAAUGUAAACAUUGUCUUUUGAAUGUCUCGUUACAAAUUUCGCGGGCGUGAAAAAAAAUUGAUCUUGUGUUUGUUACAUGCAAAAUAUGGUGUACUUACAUUUUCCGUCAAAUCUAACCGAAGAGGAAUUGAUGUUACAAGCCAAAUAUAAUAAGCUUAAAAGAAAGAAAAAAGCGCUGCAAGAUUUGAAAUCGCCGAAACAAGAAGUCGAACGCGUACCACAGGCACCGAAAAGGCCAACGGAAGCACGAGAUGCGAGGGAAGUUGCGAAGAAAUUAAUCAAAUCCGGAGUCAUCACUGCUCCGAAGACUCGGAAACGGCCGGAACAAUCGUUCAAGAGGCCGCGUGGACUAGUAAGGAAAUUAAACAGCACGGAGAAGACAAUAAGUUCUUAUCAACCUUUCUCUGCUACUCAAAUGGAAGAAGAGGAAACAGAAACAGUGAAACCCAGAGUGAAAGAUCUGUACGAUAGUUUCGUAAGCGCCCAAGACACGGAAGAUCGGACUGGUGGCGAUGCUCAGCCACCGUCUGAGCAAGAAGCCAAACCGCGCGUAGGAAAUACGAUAUUUGUUUGCGGUUACAAAAUAUCGGAAGACUUCUUGAAGAAACAUUUCCAAACGUUUGGAAAUAUCUUAAAUAUAUCAAUGGAAGCUGAGAAAAACCGCGGGUUCGUCACUUUUGACAAAGCGGAAUCAGCCGAGAGAGCGAUAAGCGAAAUGGACGGCAGUAUGGUCUCCUCCGUUCAGUUGAAAGUUUCAUUGGCGCGGAGGCAACCGAUAAUAGAGCCUGUGACCGACGUCACGUCCAGCUCCAUGUGGUCGCCGAUCGCGGCGAACUAUUCCCAGAAAAGUGCGCACAAGGACAGGAGAGACUUGAAAGUGUACGAGGAAGAUCUUUUCAUGUGAACGCAAUGUUUCCCUUUAAUUUUUCUAUGGUUUCGUGGGAUAUGUUGCUGUUACAAGGUUACAGUACAUGGAAUUUAGUUUUAAAAUAAGAGUUGUACAUGUAGGUAUCAAAAAAUAUUUUCAACAAAUCGCGGAUGUCGAUAUUAUAAACUCGUGACUAGACAAACGAUCAAACAAGAUACAAAAUACGUUAAA
Molecule: messenger RNA, 1288 nt
Organism: Ceratina calcarata
Lineage: Eukaryota; Metazoa; Arthropoda; Insecta; Hymenoptera; Apidae
Gene: Nelf-E
Product: negative elongation factor E
Exons: 3
Coding region: 266-1093 (275 amino acids)
Biological process (GO): negative regulation of transcription elongation by RNA polymerase II
Cellular component (GO): NELF complex
Molecular function (GO): RNA binding
Source: RefSeq, a predicted model, not a curated record